CGCCCGCGCACAAGGGGCAGCGGCCGUGGCGUUGGCGGGAAGCGCGGAGCUGAGGUAACGGCCGCUGCUCGUGACAGGGCCGGGCCGGUGGGAGCCUCGGUGGGCACCUGCAGCGUGGGGAGAGGAGCGCAAGGCAAGGCCACUCAUUCCUAUCCUGGAAGAAUUUCCUCAGUUGUGUUAGUCCAGUUGUUGGAGCUGCAAAGCCAACUGGCUUGGGAAAGUUAAGAGAAGUACUUUUCCUCUUUUUUCUUUUUUUUUUUUUUUUUUCUUUUCUCUUUUUAUUUUUUUUUCUCUUUUUUCUUUUUUUUUUUCCACAGGUUAUUUUAUUUGUGUUCAGUUCUCCUAUGUGGGUCAUUAUGCAAUAUCUGAAGCAGUUUUACUAGUCUUCAAAUACAAACUGUUUCAGAGAGAAGAGAGACACUUCCCUUUAGAGAAAUAUCAAUUAAAUUAUUCAUGUUUGAGAGUAGAUCCAGACCACUCCAACUCUAUUUCUUCAAGAGGCAGAUUCUGUCAGGCGGGGGAGUAAUUUUGACAGGAAUCUGAAGGUCAGAGUAUGCUCAGAGGGUCAUGUCCAUUCUUGCUGUUAAACACUGGAAAAUGACAAAACAGGCAAGAAAUAUGGUGACCUACAGACUGUUCCUAACAGAAGAAAGAAAACUAUAACUACUUACAAAUGUUUCUUAUCAGAAUGAAAUUCCUACAGCUACUGUCCAGGAAACCUGGGAAACUGGAAAUGCUUUUCCAAAUACCUUUUUGCCAAAAGCAAUUCCCAUAUUUGUGUCUGGCCACCUCUACUUGUCUUUAUAGUAAGAAGAAAAAAGUUAACAGUUAUGAACUAGUUGACCAAGAAAAAUACAAGAACUUGGUCUGCUCUGUUACAUCUUACAAAACCAGUGCCCAGACACCAGAGACAAUAUUUGAAGAAGACAAUUUGUUAUAUGGGCCUCCAGUUAAAACUGAAACCAAAACUCCCAAGAACUGGGUUCCUUUAAUAAAUCCUAACAAGAGAAUUCCCCUUGUCAGCGGUCAUUCAAACCUCCCCAUGAAAAUCUCUUUACCAAGAACAAAAAUGCCCAGUGUUACCCGUGUUCUCCAACAGACUAUGUCUCCGCAGCAAAACUUUUAUUUAGAAAGAUGGAAGCAAAAAAUGAUACUGGAACUUGGAAAAGCUGGGUUUGAUGAGUAUACUAAAAAUCUUUUCCUCCAAGGAGAGCUAUUUCAUGCAGCUUUAGAAUCUAUAUUCCUGUCUGAAGAGAUUGCAGCUAAGGAGCAGGGAAAAGACAUUAUUUCCGGCUACUUGUCAAGUGUGCAACAUGUCUUAAAAGAUAUCAGCGAAGUGAAAGCUCUGGAAAGUGCCGUUCAGCAUGAGACUCUCCAGUACCUGGGCCUGGUAGACUGCGUGGCUAAGUAUCGAGGCCAGUUGUGUGUGAUUGACUGGAAGACUUCAGAGAAACCAAAGCGAUCUCUGAAGAAUACAUUUGACAACCCAUUACAGGUUGCAGCAUAUAUUGGAGCCAUAAAUCAUGAUGCCAGUUAUGACUUCCAGGUCAGCUGUGGACUCAUUGUGGUUGCCUAUAAGAACGGCUCCCCUGCGCAUCCGCAUUUCAUGGAUCCUGACCUGUGCACGCAGUACUGGAACCAGUGGCUUUUGCGCCUUGAGGAGUACAUGGACAGGAACUGACCCAAACUAAGCUGUGCAGAAGCAAGUGGUCUGAGCACAGAACCAAAGCAAGAAUCCCUUGUUUAAAUCUUUCAUUGGAAUACAUAUUCUGUUUUUCAGCAACUUUGCUGAUUUCUUAAUAUUGGAGGGUUUUCGUGCCCCCCCCCCAGAAAAAAAAAAAAAAAAAAAAAGAAAAAAAAAUUGGAGUGGGAAACGUGUAUUUGCUUACACUGAAGGUGACUUAAGUGGACCUGGCUGGACAAAGUUGUCUUAAUUAAUCUCUGUUUUUCUCUACUGAGUUUAUCCAACCUGAGAUUGAUAGGGAAGUUUCUGUUAUCAAGUAAAACUGUUCAAUAAAUCA
This is a messenger RNA of Columba livia (rock pigeon), 2021 nucleotides long. It is a transcript of the gene MGME1, whose product is annotated as mitochondrial genome maintenance exonuclease 1. Gene Ontology annotation, molecular function: single-stranded DNA exodeoxyribonuclease activity. The coding region runs from base 674 to 1681 and encodes 335 amino acids. The transcript has 8 exons. Gene Ontology annotation, biological process: mitochondrial DNA replication. NCBI's taxonomy places the organism in Eukaryota, Metazoa, Chordata, Aves, Columbiformes, Columbidae. Gene Ontology annotation, cellular component: mitochondrion. The record is from RefSeq and is a predicted model, not a curated record.